GAGGAAUGACUAGGGCACCUUCAGGCUACCUAACAGGUCCAGCAGGAAUGACUAGGGCACCUUCAGGCUACCUAACAGGUCCAGCAGGAAUGACUAGGGCACCUUCAGGCUACCUAACAGGUCAAGCAGGAAUGACUAGGGCACCUUCAGGCUACCUAACAGGUCAAGCAGGAAUGACUAGGGCACCUUCAGGCUACCUAACAGGUCCAGUAGGAAUGACUAGGGCACCUUCAGGCUACCUAACAGGUCCAGCAGGAAUGACUAGGGCCCCUUCAGGCUACCUAACAGGUCCAGCAGGAAUGACUAUGGCACCUUCAGGCUACGUAACUGGUCAAGCAGGAAUGACUAGGGCACCUUCAGGCUACCUAACAGGUCGAGCAGGAAUGACUAGGGCACCUUCAGGCUACCUAACAGGUCCAGCAGGAAUGACUAGGGCACCUUCAGACUACCUAACAGGUCAAGCAGGAAUGACUAGGGCACCUUCAGGCUACCUAACAGGUCAAGCAGGAAUGACUAGGGCACCUUCAGGCUACCUAACAGGUCCAGCAGGAAUGACUAGGGCACCUUCAGGCUACCUAACAGGUCAAGCAGGAAUGACUAGGGCACCUUCAGGCUACCUAACUGGUCAAGCAGGAAUGACUAGGGCACUGGGUACCUUUGGAGCAGCCUACCUGGAGGACACAGGACAACAAUGCACAUCAACCGAUGUGAUAUAUGCAUAUAUGGCCCACUGGCAAACAUCACACAUGGAUGAUGGGGACAGGUUGUCAUUUUCCAUUUUCCCAUUUUUCACCAACGUCACAAAAUUAUAUUACCACUCCGAUCUUUUUAUAUUCCUAAGCAUCACCGGAAAUGCAUGGUUGUGGAGGCGAGUCCAUGGGGCUGAAUGUGGGCUUGGCCGUGGGCGUGGCCUGAGUGCUUGCGUGGGCUCCGCCCCCAAGGCCCGAUGGUCACCAGUGCGCAAGCUCAGAACGGGGCCGGGCCGCGGCUGUGAGAACGCGGGGGCGGGACUAACUCCCUUGAGGAGGCGGGAUCGGAAUCAGAAAGGUGGGGCCAAGAUUCCCAAGGCAGGCACGGGCGAGGGGCGGUGCGCGGGGGAGGAACCCUGA
Molecule: messenger RNA, 1109 nt
Organism: Cercocebus atys (sooty mangabey)
Lineage: Eukaryota; Metazoa; Chordata; Mammalia; Primates; Cercopithecidae
Exons: 7
Coding region: 6-1109 (367 amino acids)
Source: RefSeq, a predicted model, not a curated record